GGCAUGAUUUCACUUUUCGGCAAACUGGGCCUACAGUUUAUAUUAAGCUGAGCGCUUUCCUUUUUUACGCCAACCGACUGUUUCAGUGUUGCUAUCUAUCUGCUGAAUAACGAUGGGGAUAGAGGAAGAAGCGGACAGGACGCUCUUCAUCAGAAACUUGGACUCGAGGGUGACGGAGGAGCUUUUGUUCGAGCUGUUUUUACAGGCUGGACCUCUCGUCAAAACUAAAAUCCCCAAAGACCAGGAUGGGAAACAGAAAACGUUUGGUUUUGCCGUUUACAGGCACGAAGUGUCUGUGCCGUACGCCAUGCAGCUCCUCAACGGAGCAACGUUGUUCGGAAAAAAUAUCCAUGUGCAGUUCAGAUCAGGUAGCAGUCAUAGCAACAGUACAGGAAAUUCUCAGAACUCAAGUCCUGUAAAUACUCCAAAUCCCCAUGGUCAGAGGACCCCAAUCCCUUUCAGUUCUCCUCCGUAUACCCCUCCACCCCAAAUGAGGUCCUUUUCGUCUUCCGAUAACCUGCAGAAACAUGCCAUGAUGAACAACAUGAUGUGGCAGCUCCACAUGCAGCAGCUCGACCAGUUGAAUGGCAGCAUCUCUAAGCCUCCGCAGGGCCAGGGGCCGGCAGGUGGAAAUUCUGGUAGCUCAAGGGCACACGACAACGCCCCCUAUCGGCAACAUCAUUCCAACACAAACAGCGGGGGCAGAAACCAGCGCUACACGGACGAAUUGGGCUCCGGUCGUAACCAGCAACACAGUCACGGUCGGGACAACUAUCACCACCAAGGCGACAGGAGUGGCAAACGUCACCACGACAACCGAGGCGGACACAGACAUCAUGAAGACAGAGGCAACAACCGUGGCUACCAGGAGAGUAGAUGGCGGCGGUACUGACCGCCGCUAGGAUUUCCUGCAAAGACUUUAAUUCUCCACUAAUGUGUGCACAGCUUCCUGUCGUAGAGUAUGAAAAAUGUUGAUAAAUUCACAUAUAUGCUCAGGAUGUUUGUAUACGAUCAUACCAGUUGGGAGAUUUAAUAACUUAAGCCUUUAUAGUAAUUUUUUGUUUAUUUUUAAGGUGUUUUUAAAUUUGUUAACAGGAGUUUUCGCCUCAUGGAUGUCCUUUUAAGCAUUCAGAGGCGAAGACCUGUGUUACCUCAAGAACGAGGAGAAAAAAAGGAUCUGAUUUUGACAAAUUGGAAGACAAAUGACAUGUCUAAAAAAAGGAAAAAAAGAAAAGAUUUAAGACAUUGAGCCUGUUUUUAUGUUAUGCAAAAUUGUCUUUAAAUGGUGCUGCCACAAUUUUAAACUCUUCAGGUAUUUUGCAAAGAAAAAAACAAUGUCGGAUAAAUAUUUCACCAGCACCACUUUUACUACAAUAGGGAGCGAUUUUUAUUAGAUCAGUUGACUGUGCCGUUUGUAAAAAAAAAAAAAAUAUUGCUUUAUCUUAUUUUUUAUUUUUUAUUAUUCCGAUUCUGUAAGACGGUGUGUUUUACUGAACAUUUUCAUUACUAUAAAGCUCCUGUCAGUGAUA
Solea solea (common sole) is the source of this 1529-nucleotide messenger RNA. RefSeq names its product RNA binding motif protein 7 (gene rbm7). Gene Ontology annotation, biological process: regulation of alternative mRNA splicing, via spliceosome. The record is from RefSeq and is a predicted model, not a curated record. NCBI's taxonomy places the organism in Eukaryota, Metazoa, Chordata, Actinopteri, Pleuronectiformes, Soleidae. The coding region runs from base 113 to 892 and encodes 259 amino acids. Gene Ontology annotation, molecular function: single-stranded RNA binding. Gene Ontology annotation, cellular component: nucleus. The transcript has 5 exons.